Momordica charantia (bitter melon) is the source of this 849-nucleotide messenger RNA. Its product is annotated as large ribosomal subunit protein eL27x-like. Gene Ontology annotation, biological process: translation. The record is from RefSeq and is a predicted model, not a curated record. Lineage: Eukaryota; Viridiplantae; Streptophyta; Magnoliopsida; Cucurbitales; Cucurbitaceae. Gene Ontology annotation, molecular function: structural constituent of ribosome. Gene Ontology annotation, cellular component: ribosome.
CCUAGAGUUUAUGUUGUCGUCGUCGACAGAUUGAGGGGAAUUUUUUCGCGAUCGGAACUGAAAAUGGUCAAAUUUAUCAAGCCGAACAAGGCGGUCGUUGUUCUACAAGGCCGAUUCGCCGGCCGGAAGGCUGUGAUAGUGCGCAACUUCGAUGAUGGAACCCGGGAUCGACCCUACGGCCAUUGUCUGGUGGCGGGGAUCAGCAAGUACCCGAGUAGGGUGAUUCGCAAAGAUUCGACCAAGAAGACGGCGAAGAAAUCGAGAGUGAAGGCCUUCAUCAAGCUUGUGAACUACCAGCACCUCAUGCCGACGAGGUACACACUCGACGUCGAUCUCAAGGAUGUGGUUAAUGUGGAUUGUUUGCAGUCGAAGGGCACGAAGGUUGCGGCGGCGAAGGAGAUCAAGAAGAGGAUGGAGGAGAGGUUUAAGACUGGGAAGAAUAGGUGGUUUUUUACCAAGCUUAGGUUCUGAGGAUAUCAUAAGUUUUUGAGGUUCUUUUUCUCGUUUAAAAUUUUGAGAAGUCAUUUUUGAAUUAUGAAUCCAUUGUCUAAUGGGCAUAUUACUAAAUUUUUGUUGAUCUUCUUCUUUUAGCCCUAAAUAGUUGGAAUGAGAUAAGGGUUUAAUUCAAUGAUCUGAGUCUUUCAAUCUCGUUCGAAUGUCUCAGAGUUUGAUACAUUAUUAGAUUCUCGAUAACAACAAUAAGAGUUUAAAUGAUCAAAUGGCAUUGCUGCUGGAUCACACAUACAACUGGGGAGAUUCUUCCCGUGAUUUAUGGGUUUGAUUCUUCGUCUCUGUGUGGAGUUUAUGCUUGAACAUUUAAUUCUUCUAUAUUAAUUACAAGUUCUUUAA